Molecule: messenger RNA, 3109 nt
Organism: Mucor mucedo
Lineage: Eukaryota; Fungi; Mucoromycota; Mucoromycetes; Mucorales; Mucoraceae
Product: fungal-specific transcription factor domain-containing protein
Exons: 9
Coding region: 191-3103 (970 amino acids)
Biological process (GO): DNA-templated transcription; regulation of DNA-templated transcription
Molecular function (GO): zinc ion binding; DNA-binding transcription factor activity, RNA polymerase II-specific; DNA binding
Source: RefSeq, a predicted model, not a curated record
UUAUUUUACAAUUUUAGGAAAAACAACGAUCAUGAUUUCUUUUUUAUCCUCUUUUGUAGUUAUUUAAUUUUUUUAAAGAAAAGAAAAAAAAAAAAAAGCUCGUUCACUUUUUUUUUUAAAAACAAGAUUCCUUUUUCAUAAAAAUCUCUUUCUUACAACUCUUGUUCACCAUCAGCCAUUGGGAAAAAGCAUGUCAGGAAGUUUCAAUAAGCCACAGGCUGGCGUGAACGAUAUCAGUAAAAGAUCAACCCCAGAACCAAGAUAUCAACCUAUUGCACCCCAUGGUGGCCCUUCCAACGUCCAUUAUGCACCACGAGAUCGUCGUCCUGUAAGAGCCUGUGAUGAAUGUAGAAGAAAGAAAAUCAAAUGUUGUACAAUCGAUAAUUCCACUUCCUGUAAAAAUUGUAUAUCAUAUCAAAAAGGAUGUACUUAUAAUACAAGUAUAAAAAAACGUGGUCCACCAAGAGGGUACAUUAAUGUCUUGGAGAACAGAUUAAAAAGAAUUGAAGAAUUAAUCAGCAGUAUGAAAUCCAAAGAUGCAUCCGAACAAACCACAUCAUCCGUCGUCAUAGCAUCAGCAUCAGCAGAAGUAGAAGCAGAGGCAGAAGCAACACAGCCGGUGAUCAAAAAACCCAAGCGAGUAGAUACACGCACCUCCGAAAGAAUAGAUGAACCCAACGUCAUGCUAGAAACCAUUUCCAGUUCUCAUCUUACCACAGAGGGCCGCUUUGUCAGUAACAAUAACGUUUCCUGCAUCUUUAAAAAGAUGAAUCUCCUCGAUGAAAAGACACUAUCACAAUACGGUAUCGCCAUUCACCAUCACGAAAACAAUGACUAUUUUCAUAUCAAAAAAACCGCCUCCCCCAACGAUCGUCGAUCGGCACAAGUCAAGCAAUUGAUCGAGCUUGGGUUUAUGAAGCCUGAUGAAACCGUGUCCAAUAUCGAUGACUGGGUUUGGAAGGUAUCAGGUCUCCAGAAAUCACUCGGUGAUCGUCUACUUAAAAUCUAUUUUGCUUAUAUCCAUCCACUUUUACCGGUGGUAAACAAGACAUCCUUUUUAGAGGAAUAUCGCGGUAUCCAAUCGUGUUUUCCUGCAGGACCUCUCUUAAAUGCCAUGUAUGGUGCAGCUGUCAGAUAUAUUGAGAACUGUAAAAAGUUUGGUGACGCGGAGAGGUUGGAUGAGGGAGGUAAGCCGUGGGAUUUACCAGAGAAUUUGGAUCAACGACUCUUUUCUACCUUGAUUGUCUUUAUCAAGGGUAAAUAUGCUCCCUGUUUAUCAUCCAUCCAGGCCAUCGUCAUUGGACAUAAUCAUUCGGUCAAUUUCGAGAAUUGGUCGUCUGGAUGGUUAUUGAACUGUGUUGCUGUUCGCAUGAGCCAGGAUAUUGGAUUGCAUAGAUCAAGCGAUGGCUGGAAAAUAUCGCAACAAGAAAAAGAAACACGUAGAAUGGUAUGGUGGUCAGUGUACAUCCUUGACCGAUGGUUUUCUUCAGGCACAGGACGUCCCUUAACCGCCUUUGACGAGGACUGUGAUGAACUCUACCCCUCUGAAAAUGUCAGCAUGGACAAUAUCAUGGACACCAUGACAGACACUGACAGACAUUUGCCGCGCUACCCAUCACUGGAUGGAAACGUGGCCGCUAGAGUGAAAGAACCCUCUAUCCCCAUGAAUCAACCGUUCCUAUUGCUUCUGAAAUUGUCAGAGAUCUUGGGUCGCAUCUUGCAAGGUUUAUAUACCCCUCAGGCCAAGAAACACAGUGCCGUACAUGGAAGCGAUGCCAUUGUGGCCUAUCUGGAUAAUGCUCUGGCCAAUUGGAAAAAAUCCUUACCUCCUUUAAUGGAUUUAUCGUCGGCUGGAAGCCAAAGUCUGUUGGCCCAAGACCAUGUACCACUCCUGUCCAUGUCUGGUUUACUAUGCCUCUCCUAUUGUACACUUCUUAUUUUAUUACACCGGCCCUUUAUUACCAAGGAAGAUACCCUCAACAAAGACAGCUCUUACAGCGACAACCAUGCAUCUCAGAGUGCGCUUGAAAUCUGUACGCAUGCCGCCAUUCGUAUCACCGAGGUCUCUGAGCGUAUGCAUUACCGUGAUUUCCUACUGGUCUCUUGGGGUUUUGCACUCUAUCCCGUCUUUACCGCCUCCCUGAUCCACAUCCACAACUGCUUCAACCCAGAUUCUGCCAUCUCCAGUGUCGCCAAAUCCAACCUUGUGCGUGCCUUUGCCGUUGUGGAUAAACUGGGUAUGCUUUCACCCAUGGCCGUGGGUAUGGGUGCCGUGUUAAAAAAAGUCGUGGCCUUGAGCUCGCUUUUUGUGGAUGAUCCCGAAUUUCUCAGUCAACUCAAUAUGUCUAAAACUCCACCUCCUCCAAACCCAACAAAAACUCAUCCUUCCCAGCCAGCUACCAAAGAUGCUCACCCCCGUAAGCCCACCCCCGUCGCCACCCCCACCGCUCCCAACGUGUACGCCACGGAGGAUUCAUCGACGGGUACUUUGCGUCAACAAUGGUUUCCCCACGGUCAUGCGCAAAAGGAUGUGUCGUUUGAUCUUGCACAACCUGCUGUGAAUGACGGUAGUUGGAUCAAUCAAUUGUAUACACCUACACAACCUACUUUUGGCAUGGAAGAUAAUCUAUCUCCCCCGGUUGUCACUCCUCCAAAAGCGUAUGGACCACCCGUGGGUGGGUUUCAUCCGAUACACACCUAUGGACAUCCCACACAACCCAUGCCACCACCAGCAGCAGCUACAGCAGCAUCAUCAUCAUCGUUUCAAUAUACAAGCAGCACAGCAGGACACGGACCAACCAUGAUGUGUGGACCCUCCGCUUUGUUUGAUUUUGAAGACUUUAUGUUCCCACAGUUUUACAGUACACCGGGAUUGAACAGUACACAACAAGGGGACAUGAUGUCGUUUUCAUAUGCAACACCGAUCGCUCAACCGAUGAUGUCCAGGAUGGAUGCGGCGACAACGACGGCAGAGGAGACGCAUCUGAGGAAUAUACCAGAAAAUCCGUUUUGGAGCGUGCCCAGUAGUAUGGAGUUGGAUGCGUGGCAGGCCUAUCUCUCACCGUUUCAACAUCAAUGGGAACGACAACAACAGCAGCAAUAGUAUUCU